Molecule: messenger RNA, 765 nt
Organism: Malaya genurostris
Lineage: Eukaryota; Metazoa; Arthropoda; Insecta; Diptera; Culicidae
Exons: 1
Coding region: 39-464 (141 amino acids)
Source: RefSeq, a predicted model, not a curated record
AGCAGUUGGUCGAAGAAAAGAAUGCAGCAAGGGCGAGGAUGCUGCAACACCGCACGAGGGCGAACGAGGAACGAUACAGACAGGCACGGAACAGACAGAACACGGUUUUCCGGUCGAAAAAGCGCAACCAGGAAGACCAAGAUCGCGAAGCGAUGGAACAGCUGUACCGCGCAAAUGAUACACGGAAAUUCUAUGAGAAGGUGAACCGCUCACGUAGGGGCUACACGCCACAGGCCGAAAUGUGCAGAGAUACCAGUGGUAACCUUCUCACGAACGAACGUGAGGUGAUCGACAGGUGGAAGCAGUACUAUGACGAGCAUCUGAAUGGCGAAGCACAAGAUACAGAGAACGACACAGGAAUCAAUCUGGGUGCACGCUCAGCCGACGACAGAUUCCCAGCACCUGAUCAGUCGGAGAUAAGUGAGGAGAUCAGCAAUCUGAGGAACAAUAAAGCCGCGGGCUAAGACCAAUUACCAGGCGAGUUGCUCAAACAUGGACGACAGGCACUUUCUAGAGCGCUACACUGGUUGAUUUCUACGAUUUGGAAGGAGGAGAUUUUACCGCAGGAAUGGAUGGAAGGAGUGGUAUGUCUACAAGCUACUCUCCCAAAACCUUUGCCGUCGUCCAUCACCAAUAGCUAAGAAAUUCGUAGGGCCGUACCAAGUGGGAUUUACUGGAGCCCGCGCCACAACGGAUCACAUGUUCGCGAUACGACAAGUACUCCAGAAGUGUCGUGAAUACAACGUACCCACGCAUCACCUAUUC